Messenger RNA from Danaus plexippus (monarch butterfly), 1723 nucleotides. Its product is annotated as guanine deaminase. The record is from RefSeq and is a predicted model, not a curated record. Gene Ontology annotation, molecular function: zinc ion binding; guanine deaminase activity. Gene Ontology annotation, biological process: guanine catabolic process. Gene Ontology annotation, cellular component: cytosol. NCBI's taxonomy places the organism in Eukaryota, Metazoa, Arthropoda, Insecta, Lepidoptera, Nymphalidae. The transcript is spliced from 8 exons. Bases 271 to 1596 code for a protein of 441 amino acids.
UGAUUACUGACAUUACUGCCAAAUGACAUUUUCAAUUCAAAUUGAACUAUUGGGCACCUAGAUAGCAUAACCUACCCAUUCUUUGAUCGCAUAUAAACAUCAAACUUCAAAGUAGAACGUGGGAGCGUUGUUGCGUGAGUGAGUACUGACACAGUCGAAGCCGGUUCAAUUAUAAAUAAUACGUAAAUACCGAGUGCACUUAAUUACUGAAAACAUUUAAUGACACUAAAUUUUCAUUAAUUUGUGAUAAAAUUAAAAUUACUUUUGAAAAUGACGGGAAAGUUUGUUUUUGCUGGAAACUUAGUAACUUCAGAUGUUUCUAUGAAGUUAAAGUGUUUUCGUGGAUAUAUAGAAGUCGUUGAUGGACUGAUAACUAAAAUUGGUAAUAUAGAAGAGUUUCAAAAACAGAUUGAUAAUUUUAGUGAUUCAAAAAUAGUUACACUUGGAGAGAAUGAGUUUUUAAUGCCGGGCUUUGUGGACUGUCAUACUCAUGCCCCUCAAUAUCCCAACAUUGGUCUAGGAUUGGACCUCCCAUUGCUUGAAUGGCUCAAUAAAUAUACUUUUCCACUGGAACGUCACUACAGUGAUGCAGAAUUUGCUGCUAAUGUUUAUGACAUUGUUGUGAGAAGAUUAAUUAACAAUGGCACCACAACGGCCUGUUAUUUUGGAUCCUUACACUUAGAAGGUACGAUGAAGCUAGUGAAAUAUGUUGUUGAGCACAAACAAAGAGCAUUGGUGGGAAAAGUCAGUAUGAAUGUAGAAAAUGAUGCUGGAUACUAUAACAAGACAGAAAAGGAACUGCAAGAGGUUGAACAGUUCAUCAAAAGAGUUCUAAGCUAUAAGAAUGAUUUGGUUCAACCCAUAAUUACUCCGAGGUUUGCAGUCAGUUGCAGCAAUGAACUGAUGUGUGCUUUAUCACAGCUAGCGUCGAAAUACAAAUGUGGCAUUCAGAGUCACAUAUCGGAAAAUAAAAAAGAAAUCGAAUAUGUGCUAGAGACGAAUCCGGAAUGUGCGUCAUAUACUGAUGUUUACCAACGAUGCGGUAUAUUUAAUGGUCCAUGUAUAAUGGCGCACGCCGUCCACCUCACUGAGGACGAAAUCAGUGAGUUCAGUAUUCGCCAAGUGUCGGUGGCGCACUGUCCCGCCUCCAACACUAGACUGAACUCGGGGCUUUGCCCCGUCAGGAAGCUGCUAGACAGAGGCAUCAGAGUGGGCCUCGGCACCGAUAUUUCUGGUGGUGACAGCGCUAGCAUGUUAGACGCCAUGCGGCGAGCCAUGGAUGUGUCACUGCACUUGGCCAUGAUGGGCCAACCUCAUACCACUUUAGACUGGAAGGAAGCUUUCUACCUCGCGACGCUAGGCGGCGCUAGAGCUUUACGACUGGAAGAUAAAAUUGGCAGUUUCGAUGUUGGUAAACAGUUCGAUGCUUUACUAAUAGACGUUUACGCGAAGGGCGGGCCGAUCGAUAAAUACGCGUACAAUAGUGGCGAGCACGCGCUGGUCGAGUUGGUGCAGAGAUUUGUAUAUUUGGGGGACGACAGGAACAUAAGGCAGGUGUACGUGAACGGGGAAACUAUAAAGGAUUUUGUUAUAUGAAUACGCAAUUUUAUAUACGUUUACUACUGUUCAUAUAUUGAGAGAUAUAUUUCAUUAUUUACAAGAAAUAUUUAAAUGUAUGAAAUACAUUAUGUUGACCAGUGUUAAAUAAAAAUACUAUAACAUA